AUGGACGGACCAACGAGCAGGCUGCCAUCGUCUUCGGUGCCAACUAUGCACCCCGCCGGACGGCAGAUUGUGAGGGAAUCGUACAAGAGCGCGCCGGUCACCCCGAAUACCACGUAUAUCGAUCCGCCGCGGCCGGCCAGGGAAGGCUGUGAAUGGGUCUGGUUUCCAGCCGGUUACUGGGCCGAGCGCGAAGUCGCCGAGAGCCCUGGAAAGGUCAUGAAGCACUUCAAAUGGCGAAAGCGCUCUGGCAAGAGUAGUUCCGGCUGGGACACUCAAGAUGGGUUGGAGAAUUCAUCCGGCGGUCUAUGGGAUCAUAUACCAAGGAUUUCCCAGCCUAUACCUAGCCCCCUUCCCAGCGAGGACAGCCAUAACCAGUCAUUUCAGGGGCUAUCGUUCACCCGUCAUGGCGCGAGCAGCGAGAGCAGCAAGUCUAUGUUCCCGCUUAAUCGAACGCCGCAAUCACCACGACCCAGCCCGUAUCUAACAGAAGAAGCCCACGUCCAAUCUUUACAGAGAUCGCCCCAAGGGUUCCAAGGUAGCGAAGACGCCAUCUCAUUUUCCGGGCCAGCCAGACCGAUACAAAGCUCACCGCUUACAAUAAUAAGUGCCGACUCGGACUCCGCUACUCCCCUUGCAACUCCCGCAAGCCAACUGACAAGCACGCCGGGAGCUUCGGUCUCGUCUAUCCUCAAUUUAGCUGCAACUAUGCCCGACGCCAAGCCCAGGAAAUCGUUCUUCUCAAGGCUUUUCCCGGACCGUAGGCCAAAAAUCAAGAAGGUAUACAGCGAUAAUGAUGCACACGAUUACACGGCAAAUUCGGUGCCGGACGUACAAGCACAGCCCUUAGGCCACGGCCAGACUCAUUCGCCUGUACCGCUUAUGGGCCGCGCGGCAUCACUGCUACGCAAGGAGAGCAAGGGGCGGCGUUCUUUCAAGCUCUUCGGAAAGAGCCCCUGGCACCGCGAAGCUUAUGCCGGCUCCGACGUGAGCGCCUCAAGCUCCAUCCUCGACGUGCUCCGGGGCCGGACGCCUGUCACGAGCCCGGUUUCCUAUAUCGAACCGACGCAUACAUUCUGCGCCGAGUUCCCUGGCGGUGAGGCAACUCGCAUACAGACACCACCCCUACGCGGGAGCGGUUACCACGCUUGUCAACCACAGUCCUUCUUCUUCGACAUCUCGACACCAACGCCUCGCCACGAAACCGGCAGGAAUAGUAAAAGCGAGCCCAGGCCUUCUCGCUGCCCUGCACCUCUUUCCCCUCCUGCUCCCGAGCGUAAUACUGGUGGCUCGGGCAAGGAGUGGUGGGAGGUGCCGGUGGCUCUAAACCGAUACGAAACCGUGACACACGGCUCUUUCGAGUUUGACAUGCCGGAGCAUCUGCCCAACAGCCCCAUGUGCCCGACCAACAAGAGGCACGCAUCCGGCGGCACGGGCAUCUGCGUGUACCACGGCAGAAGGAAGAAAAGUAGAGACAUGUCGGGCAAUGCUAGGAGCGAUGAUGACGACGAUGACGAUGACGGGGAUAGAUGGAUAUAAAGAGGUUUCUUGUUUAUUGAGUAGUACUUGUAGACGGAAUAUAUUGUUAACUAUCAUGAUAUAUCUCGUUGAACUACGAUAUAUUAAUUAUUCUUUUACAAUAUUGCUGUAUUACAUACCACCAGAGAGGAAAUCUCGACGAACCCCGAGAAACCUCGUCGAAUGGUCGAAACGAGGUAUAACGCGAAACAUUGCUCAGUCCGAAGCCAGUCCUGCCUCCAACUCCUAGACUAAGAAAAACAUAUCCUUCUCCCAUCUGAUCCGUAGUGAGUCCCGCUGUAUGUAUGAAGUCUUCCUGGAGAUAUUCUAGCUGGGUUUUUGAGAGAGUAGCCUUAGGUAG
Molecule: messenger RNA, 1876 nt
Organism: Daldinia vernicosa
Lineage: Eukaryota; Fungi; Ascomycota; Sordariomycetes; Xylariales; Hypoxylaceae
Exons: 5
Coding region: 1-1536 (511 amino acids)
Source: RefSeq, a predicted model, not a curated record